Auxenochlorella protothecoides is the source of this 2865-nucleotide messenger RNA. RefSeq names its product Protein transport protein SEC31. The coding region runs from base 1 to 2865 and encodes 954 amino acids. Gene Ontology annotation, biological process: endoplasmic reticulum to Golgi vesicle-mediated transport; COPII-coated vesicle cargo loading; intracellular protein transport. NCBI's taxonomy places the organism in Eukaryota, Viridiplantae, Chlorophyta, Trebouxiophyceae, Chlorellales, Chlorellaceae. Gene Ontology annotation, cellular component: endoplasmic reticulum exit site; COPII vesicle coat. Gene Ontology annotation, molecular function: structural molecule activity; protein binding. The record is from RefSeq and is a predicted model, not a curated record. The transcript has 9 exons.
AUGCUACCUGUCAAGAGCGUGGAUCGCUCCGCAACGAUAUGCUUCGAUCCGACUGGGUCGUUCCUUGCGGCCGGCAGUGUUGCCGGGGCCAUUGAUCUCAGCUUCAGCACGAGCUCGACGCUGGAGAUUUUUGAUUUGGAUCUAGCCAACCCCAGUACGGAUCUGAAGCCCGCCGGUGGAGCGGUGCAUGCUCCCGAGCGUUUCUCACGCCUCACGUGGGGCAAGGGGCCCGAUCCCGACAAGUACCCCAAGGGACUGCUGGCCGGCGGCCUCGCAGAUGGCGUCAUCUGCCUGUGGAAUCCCGCGGGCAUCAUGUCCCGUGGCGCAGGGUCCAAGGAGGCCCAGCCGCUGGCGCGCCUGCAGAAGCAUCGAGGAGCGGCUCGGGGCCUGCAGUUCAACUCUCACAGCCCCAACCUGCUGGCCUCCGGUGGUGGUGACGGCGAGCUGUGCAUCUGGGACAUGGGCAAGCCCUCCGCACCCUCCCUGUACCCCGCAAUGAAGAACGGGGUGGAGGAGGUGGCCAGCGAGAUCGGGUUCCUGGCCUGGAACCCCAGCAUCCACCACGUGCUGGCCACCUGCACCGGCAAGUCUGGCGUGGUGGGGUGGGACCUGAAGAAGCAGCGGCCCAUCUUCCAGCUGGCGGAGGGCGGCGCGCGACGGCGCCACGUUUCGGUGGCUGCCUGGAACCCGGCCAUUGCCACCCAGGUGCUGGUGGCCUCAGACGACGACGGCCAGCCGGGGCUGCUGCUCUGGGACUUGCGCAGCCCUGCCGCGCCGCUGCGCGAGCUGACGGGCCAUUCGCGCGGCGUGCUGGGCCUGUCCUGGAGCACCCAGGAUGCGGGCCUGAUCCUGUCGUCGGGCAAGGACAACCGCACGCUGGUGUGGGACGUGGCGGGCUGCGGCGCGCCGCACGCGGAGCUGGGCGCUGCUGGCCCCGCCACCAACUGGAACUUCGAGGUGGCGUGGGCGUCGGGGCGCAACGCCGGCCUCUUCGCCGCCGCCACCUUCGAGGGGCGCGGCGCGGUGGCCAGCGGGGACAGGGAGGCGCUGCGCACGCUGUGCGCGCGCCGCGCCGCCGAGCUGGCCGGCACGCCCGAGGCGGAGACCUGGGCUUUCCUGGGCACGCACUAUGCGCCCGACGCGCGGCGCUACCUGCUGGAGCGCCUCGGUUUUGGGGAUGACCUGCCACCGAUGGAGGAGGCGGAGCCGGCGGCGGUCCAGGCCGCGGCGGACGACGUCGCGCGGUUGAGCCUGGGCGCCGCGUCCUCGGACGCGGCCCACCCUCCUCCUCCGGAACCCCCAGGAGGCGCGGACACGUUUUUUGACAACCUGAACAGCCCGGCCUUCCUCUCAGCACGCCUGGCCUACAUGGCCGCCCACCCGCGCCCCUUCAUGCGCCUGGUGGCCGGCCACCUGCGCGGCGACUGGCGGGCCUCGGUGGCGGCCCGUCCGCCGGCAGCCUGGCGUGAGACCCUGGCCCUGCUCCUCUCCUCCGCGCCGCCGGCGGAGUUCGAGGCCCUGGCAAGCGCGCUGGCGGCGCGCCUGGCUGAGGCGGGCGACGCGCACGCCGCAGGCCUCUGCGUCGUCUGCGCCGGUGACGUGGACGCUGCGGUGGGCGGGUGGAGCGCUGGGCUGGGCCGCAUGCCGCCCGCCGCCGCGCUGGAGGGCGUGGUGGAGAAGGCGCUGGUGCUGGGCGUGGGCGCGCGCGGCGUGGGCGCCAACCCCGCGGACGGCGGCGCCGCGCUGGCGGCGCCCGCGCUGGUCGGGCUGCUCACGCGCUACGCUGACGUGCUGGUGGCCGAUGGGCGCCUGGCCGACGCAGCGCGGUUCCUGGACCUGGUCCCGCCCGGCGCCGCGGCCGGCGUCUCCGACCUGCGCGACAGAAUCGCGCACAGCGCGCCGCGCGGGAUGGGCGAGGAUGCCGCGGCACGGCUCGGCGGCGACGGCAACAUCCACGGCGGCGGCGGGUACGCCCAGGACGGCGCUGCCGCCGACUACAUGUAUGCCCAGGGCGCCGCCGACGGCGGCUACGCCUACGCCCAGGGCGCGGCCGACGCCUCGUACUCCUACGCCCCCGACCCGAGCACGGCCCAGGCGUACGGAAACUACGGCGCCAACCCCGGCGCGGCCGCCUACGCCGCUCCCCCGCCGGCGUACGGCGCGCCGCCGCCCGCGGUGUUUGCGCCGCCGCCCGCGCAGGCGCCCAGCCCCACGGGGUACGCCUCGCAGCAGAGCCCGGGCGCCUACUUUGCGCCGCAGGGGCCGCCGGCCCUCCCGGCUCCCCAAGCACCCCCCAGCACGUAUGCGCCGCGGGGCGUCUAUGCGCCCCCCGCGGCACCGCAGACCUUUGCACCCGCCCCGAGCGCGGGGCCUGCCCCCGCCAUGUACGCGCCCCCGCCCGGACCCGCGCCCCCUGCUGCCCCGGCCACGUUUGCGCCGCAACCAACGUACACCCCUCAGCCCAGCCAGCAGACGUAUGCACCCCCCGCAGGGGGCCCGCCGCCCGGCACCACGCUGCUCAGCGCGGACACCAGCGGCAUCUCCCCCGCCCUCCGCCCCGUCGUCAUGUCCCUGACCAACCUCUUCCGCGCCUGCGAGGCCGCCUUUGCGGCCCAGCCGGGGCGGGCCCGCGAGCUGGACGACGCCGGCCGGCGGCUGGGCCUGCUGGCCUGGCGCCUGGCCCAGGGCGGCGUGUCGGACUCGGUGGCGGGCAAGCUGGGCACGCUGUGCGCGGCGCUGGACGCCGGGGACGUGCAGGGCGCCGCGCGCGCCCAGGCCGCGCUCACGCGCGACGACUGGGAUGAGUCGGCGGCCUGGCUCUCGGCCCUCAAGCGGCUCAUCAAGCUCCGGCAGAUGCUGGGCUGA